This is a messenger RNA of Branchiostoma floridae (Florida lancelet), 6084 nucleotides long. RefSeq lists its product as uncharacterized. The transcript has 10 exons. The record is from RefSeq and is a predicted model, not a curated record. NCBI's taxonomy places the organism in Eukaryota, Metazoa, Chordata, Leptocardii, Amphioxiformes, Branchiostomatidae. Bases 408 to 2918 code for a protein of 836 amino acids.
AAAAAUGACUCAAAAAAAAGUUUAAAAAACAGCCGGAUCCUAACCUCUGCUUGGAGAGUACCUCAGGGUCACAUUAAGCUCCUCUACCACAUCCACCAUAUGGUAUCACUUUGGCACACCUCACACUGAAAAAUGUAGAGUUGUACUGAGUAUGACAAUGAAAUAUUCCUUCAUUUUAAUGUCAACAAAGGCAUUAGCAGGAUCGAUGAUGCAGCCUAAGUUUUUAUGUGCCAAGAACAUACAGCUAGUUAUGAUGUUGUGAAUAGGAUCUGGAGAUCAACUGCAGUCCUGAGCAUGUCUGUAUGGACUGUUGACAGUGAUAAAUUAGGUUUCAGAGGCAAUGCUGGCAGUUUAAUCUGAAAUUCUCACUCGCACAUGUGCCUCCUCUCACAGGAUAGGUUGCCCUCAUGUCUGCUUCUAUUCUGAGAUUCCCUUUCAUUGUAAUCAUAGUUUUUUUCAUCAUGGAGGCUGAAUCUGAACCCGAGUCAGAUUUCAAUGACUUUGGAGAAUCGUGUGGAGUAGACUGGGAGGAAGUAGAAGAAGUCCGUGCACGGACAUCCACUGUGUUUAGACACUUCCACAGCUCAACUUCAGGUUCUAACAUGGAACACACCGACGUGGAAACACCUGGAAACCAACGUUUGGAGACGAUGUUGCUUUUCGAUGGAGCACAAAUAACAUACGGUGAAAGUAUGGUAAUGCUAAUGGCCUGCGCGCUGAACUAUCACUUUCCCAGUGACGCACUCAGUGCCCUACUAAUUUUGAUGGGGCUCCAUUGUCACAAAGACAGCCUCAUGGUAACAUCUCGUCACGUAUUUGACAAGUUUUUCAGCUUGAAAAACUUGCAAUUCCCGGUCAUAAAGUGGAAAGUCUGCAGUUGUCUGGCCCUCAACCACCCAACCCGUCAGACUUGUAAGAAUCAGGCAUGUGGGAAGGACCUAUCUGGAUCAGACACUGUGUACUUCUUAGAAAUGCCGAUCCGUGACCAGCUGCAGUGUAUGUGCAAGCGUGAAGGAUUCUGUAAACUCAUUCGCAACCGAUUUGAGAGAACAAGAAAGGGGCAAAAUACGUAUGAAGAUGUAACUGAUGGAAGACAAUACAAGAAGAUAAAGGAGUUAAGAGACCGAAACAACAUGUCCCUAAUGAUGAAUACUGAUGGUGCUCGAGUCUUCAAGUCAAGCAAUUAUGGAAUCUGGCCCAUAUAUUUCACAGUUAAUGAACUACCAUACCAUCACAGGACCAAGCGGGAGAACUGCAUCUUUGCAGGGAUAUGGUUUGGAAAUCUGAAGCCUCCAAUGCACGCAUUUUUGGAACCCUUUGCUAGGUCACUUGUUGAUCUUCAGAAAGGUAUUGAGGUACACCCACCAAAUGAGAACAGCUACACUACCAAAGUGUUCCUGGUUGGGUGCACAGCAGACAUGCAAGCGAAAGCUUUGCUUAUCAAUAUGAAGCAACACAACGGCAAAUAUGGGUGUCCCAAGUGCCUACAGCCUGGUACCCAUACUGGUCACAAGCACCAGUACCCAUUCAGCCAAGACAACCCAAAGGGCCCCCUGCGUACACAUCGAGACACCAGAGCCCAUGCUGCAGCUGCAGUGGAAGGAAACACAGACUCUGAGUGCUUUGGAAUAAAGGGUCGUACAUGGCUGACCAUAGUACCAUACUUUGAUCUUAUCGCAGGGAUGGCAGUAGAUUAUAUGCAUAAUGCACUACUUGGAGUAACAAAACGUCUGGUCCGAUUUUGGUUUUCUGAAACCCCUGCGAAUAAGACAAAGCCAUGGUACUGUGGUCAUGCUGUACAUGAUGUGGAUGACAUGCUGGAAAGAAUUCAGCCACCCAUGGAAAUCCACAGGAGGCCUAGAAGUAUUUCCUCUCAACUACAACACUGGAAAGCUUCGGAGUUUAGGGCGUGGCUACUCUAUUACUCUCUUCCCAUCAUGCUGAACAUCUUGCCAGAGGCGUACUAUGAGCAUUACACACUACUUGUGAUGGCAAUUCACACUCUCCUACAAUCAUCCAUUACAACAGACGAUGUUGACAGGGCAGAGGCACAACUUGAACAGUUUGUGGGCCAGUUCGGAAACUUGUAUGCAACUUCAGAACUAGUCUGCAAUGUGCACAGCCUGCUACAUUACGCAGACAAUGUCAGGGACCUGGGUCCACUUUGGGCGAACUCCUGUUUUUAUUUUGAAGACCUCAACGGACAGAUCAUAAAGAUGGUUCAUGGGACAAAUGGCAUUGUUGAGCAGAUCAUGAGAGCAGUGUCAAUAAUGCAAAAGUUCCCAGAAGUUACAAGGGACUGUUUCAAACCUGACAGUCCAGCACAUGCCUUUCUCCAGAAGAUUUGGGGGCAAAGCAACCCAGAACACAAGUCAAAUUACCAUCGAAUAGCAGAUGACUGUUUUGCCGUUGGCUUCAUGAAGAAAGACAAGCAAGAUGGGAAAGGACUGCUUGUUGAGGACCACUACAAUGCAAUUACAGCAGCUACAGGACAACCAUUAGGAGAUUUGGCUACAUAUGACAGAAUGAUGAUCCAUGGAAUAAUCUACCACUCUAAGGCAUACAGAAGGGUUCAGAAACACAAUUCUUUCACUGUUGUAUUUGGAGAUGACAAGUGUGUUGGGGAAAUUAUUUGCUAUGUGCAACAUAGUGCUAAGUCCUGCACAUGUGUGGACCCUUGUCAGUGUGUCGCAGUAGGACGACACUAUGCUAUAGUACAUGUUUUGGAGGCCAUUCCACCUGGGGAAGAGCACAACAAUGAAACAACCCUUUUCUCUGUCCCACAUAUUAACAGGCACAAGCCCUCUGGAACCUAUGUAGCUAUAGCCUUCAACCAAAUCAACACAAAGGUAGUAUCAAUGACCCUGAAUAACUCCAUAUACACAGCAGAAUUCCCAAACAACAUUGAGAAAGAGUAACUCUUCCCCAGGUGGAAUGGCCUCCAAAAUAUGUAGAGUCCAUUCCAAGUCACUGUGAGGGUUGCCAUUGUCAUCAAUUCUUUUCAAUUUUAUGUAUAGGAUAUUUGAUAUUUUGAAAUAUUUUGAAUUAUAUUUCAACUUUCUAAAAUGUUUUCCUGGCUGUGUGAAACCUUUGAAAUAUUCAGGAUGUGGAACAGAAUACUUCUAACAAAUUGUAAAUAAUGGUAACAGCGUAUUGCCAUUAUUUACCAUUUUCUACCAUUUCUUGUAACAGUGGACUGGGAAGAAAGCAAUUUGCACAUCCCUGCAAAGUGCAUGUUUGUGUAUGGUUGGGUGUCAUACAGCAAUAACUCACCAUAAAGGACCCAACAGUGCUCAGUAGUGAAGUCUAAAAAUAUCCGAGGCUGACAAAACUUUUAUUAGGGCAAUCAACUAUUUCUACCAUUUGGCGAAGUUUACCAUUUUUUGUCAAUAUUUCUAAAAGUGAAAGAAUCCUGCAGAUAUUUGAAAAUUAUUGGAAAUAAAGAAAUUUUUGUGCGAUCUCUUUCAAAAUGCUUCCGAAGUAUUCAAAGGAAUUUAGAUAGAUUCAAAUUUCUCCAUUAAAUUAAAAAAAAAAUUAUAACUGCUGGGGCUUAUAGAUAUUCUUUUGUUCAAAAUAAUUCAAACUUUUGACGAUUCUUGUCUAAAAACCCUCAUGAUGUCUUGGAAUGGACUCUACUGUACACAUGUACAGCAUUGCUUGGUCAAAUCUUAACUAUUUUACUUUCCAAUAUGUAUUUUUUGUUGCUUGCAAAAGUGAAUGCGUUUUCAAUUCUGUUCAAUGGCCUCCAUCUCAUGUUUACGCAUAUUCUAUUCAAUGAUUUAUUGUCUGUGCACUUUUUACAGUGAAAUAUUGUACAUAUGUUGUGGACUUAAUCAUUCUAGCUUAUGUUAUAUCAUGAUACUUUCAUUUCUUAUGCUCACAUGAGAAGCAAACACACUUGUCAUCUUUAAAUACAACAGUGAAAGAAUUGCAGUUUUUCUAGUUAACUGUACUUGUAUUAAAUUGUUCUGCCUGAGUUUAUUCUAAUGAUACUGAAGAAGAGUGAUGGAUGUCAGUCUUGAAACGUCCGGAAGUAAAUGUUUUUUUUGUUAAUCCAGUUGUAGAGAUUGAAUUGUAUUUGAAGAUCAUUUCUCCAAUUUAUUCAUCUGUGUUUUUUUUUGUGUAGAAUGGAAAAUAGGAACUCUAAAGUUGAUGAUAGCUUGAUACAGUGAAAAAGUUUUGAAUUGUUCUAAAGCUACUAAACUUUACCUGAAACUUAUAUGAAGUCAAUUGAAGGUGGUUUCAAAUUGCAAUAUCUUCAAAAUGAUGCAAAUAUUUCCAAAAUAUUGCACUGCUUGCCAACUUGAUAUUCCUAAAUACCCUUUGUUUCUAAAAAACAAUGGAUGUAGCCUUAACUGCAUAUAAAGGUGAACUAACAUGAUUAUAUUAUAGAUAACAUGAAGUCUUUGUGUAUUUGUUUUGCAACAUGUUUUAAAGAAAUGACAUUGAUAAUCAUUGCUCAGUUUGUCCAUCUCAUACAGUUACGGGACUUCUACUGUAUUUGUUAAUUAUUACAUGGUCUAACUUUAGGACACUGACUGCUCAAAUAAAUCACUUGGUGUGUCUUUUCAUCAAUCUGUACUCAUGUCAAAGUAACAGAGAACUUAAGUAUAGCUUAUGUCAUUGAAUAAAGGUUUGCAUGUCACCUCAGAAAGGAAUUUACAUGUAGGAGUAUGUUUGAAUGAGAGUUACUGAGUUAUUAAUGAGAAAUUUCUUGCCAACAUAUAAAAAAGAUUACUGUAAAUGCAGAAACUUUUGCAGAGGUUUUAUAUUGCAGUGGUUUAAUGUUCGCAGUUUUUGUGGUGGCCGCUUCACCACGAACUCAAAACCACCGCAAACAUUUUCCUUAUAAUCUUCUGCUUGCGCCACCUACAGCCCUUCUUGCUAUAAUUAAAUGAAUGAAUGUUUGCGGUACCAUGCUAUGAUGAAGAGACAUGAAUACUUACAAGACACAUUUGAUUUUAGUUUGCAUUCAUUCAUUUUUCCAUACAGGGAACAACGGAGGCUAAACCAGAUAGUGAGUGUGUGUGUGUGUGUGAUACGACCUACUGUAUAACAUCAUGAUUGUAGAAAAGUAGUAUAAUUUGUACUUCUUAUUCAGAGGGUAGAUAUUGUUGUCAGAUCAGUGACAGGUGAUCACGCCAGCACUGUCUACUUCUACACAGUACUGGACAAAAGUGGACUGUUCUGUUUGUUUGUAGCAUCCUUGGUGAGUCACCAGUAAGUGGUUUCUGACUAGCAGUUCGGAGGCGCUGGGUUUUCCACAGUAUGUGAUUACAGUGCAGCACUGUAAAUGCAUUCAAACUCACAAGAUAGUGCUACUGCAAAUUCAAAACCACUGCAAACAUUCCAUUUACAUGCUACAGCAAAGGGAAAUCCCCACAGACUUAAAUGCAUUUACAGUAUAAUAUUAAUAAGAUGAGUAUGACCAACAUUUUACUGCAAUGUGAAUAACUUCAAAACAAACCAGUUAUGUAAAUGACCAUGUAACGUUAUAUGUACAAGGAUAGGUAGAUUCUAAAAAAACAACAUUUUGUUAUGGCAUUUAUAUAAAAGAAAGUUCAUUCUAAUAUGAAAUGACUUAGAUUUGCCAGAAAGGUACACAUGUACAUUGUACAGGCUCACAUCUGAAAUACCUCACUUUGUUAUUUAGUUUUGUUCAUCUGAAAUACCUCACUUUGUUAUUUAGUUUUGUUCAUCUGAAAUACCUCACUUUGUUAUUUAGUUUUGUUCAUCUGAAAUACCUCACUUUGUUAUUUAGUUUUGUAUGAGCAAAAUGUUUUAGAUUAGAUAUGUAUCACAGUGUGAUAACAAAAGGUGUAGAAGUUUGACCUCAGAGUGUAAUGCUUGAGACAAAGCUUUUAAAAUCAUUAAAUGACAGUUUUAGUAUUCUACAGUAUGUCUUGGGAUUUACCACUAGUCAAACCAAACUAUUUCAGUGUCUCCUUCUGAAGUCAAAGUCCAUGUUCUGGAUGGCAAAGUCCACAACAACAAACAAGGAAGAUUUUUUUUCCCAGAUCAGCUUUUUGAACAACUCAUUGUCGCCCCUAAAAUCAGCCUGUUGCCUAUGGCUUGUCUAUCAAA